This is a messenger RNA of Momordica charantia (bitter melon), 1992 nucleotides long. The record is from RefSeq and is a predicted model, not a curated record. NCBI's taxonomy places the organism in Eukaryota, Viridiplantae, Streptophyta, Magnoliopsida, Cucurbitales, Cucurbitaceae.
AUGUACCUAAGUUGCGAGAACCAAUUCAAGGUUAAGGGUGUGGUCUUUAUGUUGAGGGGCGAGGCUCUGAAUUGGUGGGACUCAGUAGCAGUGGCUGAAGACCAUGCUAACGUACCAAUUACGUGGGCAAGGUUCAAGGACUUGUUGUACGACUACUAUUACCCGAAGACCAUGAAAGAUAUGAAAGAGGCAGAAUUCCUCCAUUUCAGCCAUGGAACCUUAACGGUAGCACAGUAUGAAAGGAAGUUUACGGAGCUCUCUUGUUUUGCUCGGGAAUUAAUUCCCACUGAAGCAAUGAAAAUCAAGAGGUUUGUUAAGGGCUUACGCAAGGGAAUAAGGGGACCAGUGGACCUUCAACGACCCGCCACCUACGCUGAAGCAGUUAGGGGCACCUUAAUCAUGGAUAAUGAUGUCUCCAACAGUGUCCAACCUCUGGUGGAAGUCGGAUCAUCUUCAGGUGUGAAAAGGAAGGUUUCUCCGGCUUACGCCGACCAGCCAUUUAGAGCACCCCAGCGCCCGGCUCAGCAGCAGGGCCUGCCACCAGUGUGCCCCUCCUGCCAGAAAAGACAAGCGGGGCAGUGUUGGACGGGAAAUAGAGGUUGCUUCAGGUGCGGAAGGGAAGGGCAUUUCGCAAGGGAAUGUUCUAUGACGGCCGCGAAUACCCAGAGGCUAGGGCAGAGGGCUACCCCAACAGUUUCGACACAGGGAGGUACGGACUUAGUCCAUAAUGUACCUGCUUAUGUAUUGUUUGACUUGGGAUCGAGUCACACCUUCAUCUCUACUGCGUUUGUUCGUCAGGCAACCCUCGAACUAGAGCCGUUAGGGUUUCUGUUGUCAGUUUCUACACCUUCAGGGUCGGUUUUGAUUGCUAGUCAAAUGGUGAGAGCAGGUGAGUUAUCUUUUGACAAUCAGACACUAGAGGCAAGAUUGAUCCAACUGGACAUGCGGGAUUUUGACGUCAUUUUGGGUAUGGAUUGGCUAGCUACCAACCAAGCCAACAUUAAUUGCUCAAAGAGGGAAGUCUCUUUCCAACUACCUUCGGGUCGAAGCUUUACGUUUAAAGGAGUUUCGGGUGGAGUUCCAAGGGCAGUCUCAGCGUUGAAGGCAAGGCGCCUUUUAUACAAUGGUGCCUGGGAAUAUUUGGCCAGUGUCGUCGACAUUAGUGUGACUCCACCCAGCAUCGACUCCGCCCACGUGGUCAAAGUGUUUUCAGAUGUGUUCCCUGAAGACCUCCAGGGGCUACCUCCUAUCCGUGAACUAGACUUUUGCAUCGAUUUAUUGCCCGGGACAGCCCCUAUCUCGAAGGCACCAUGCCGCAUGGCUCCAGUGGAACUUAAGGAGCUCAAGGCUCAGCUGGAGGAGCUCUUAGACAAGGGCUUCAUUCGCCCGAGUGUGUCUCCUUGGGGUGCUCCAGUGCUUUUUGUAAAAAAGAAGGACGGAUCUAUGCGACUUUGCGUCGAUUACCGAGAGUUGAACAAGGUGACAACGAAGAAUAGAUACCCCCUUCCUCGCAUCGACGAGCUCUUUGACCAACUAGAAGGAGCGAGGGUGUUCUCGAAGGUAGACCUACGAUCGGGGUACCACCAGUUGAGAAUUAAGGAUGCCGACAUACCAAAGACAGCCUUCAAGACCAGGUAUUGGCAUUUUGAGUUUAGUGUAAUGUCCUUCGGACUCACUAAUGCCCCUGAGGCAUUCAUGGAUCUCAUGAAUCGGGUUUUUAAGGAAUUUUUGGACAUGUUUGUGAUCGUGGCCUUCCUUGGCCACAUAGUCACCAGGGAAGGUAUUGCCGUGGACCCGGCCAAAGUAGAGGAGGUCAGUGGUUGGCCAAGGCCUCGCACCGUGACCGAAAUCCGCAGUUUUCUCGGGCUAGCUGGCUAUUACAGGAGGUUCGUCCAAGAUUUCUCCCGGUUGGCGGCGCCCUUGACUCAGUUGACCCGUAAGAAUGCCACAUUCGCUUGGAGCGAUGGGUGCGAGAAGAGUUUUCAGGACUAA